CGUAUUGAACCAGUCGUGUGCAACACAAUCUACCGUUAUCCAAGCGCGAUACUUUUAAAACUGAUUCACGUAAAUAAUAUCGUGUAUUUAUAAAUAAUGGUCUUUUGAUUGCAUGGCCAAGUCAAGUUCCAGAAUAAUCGUUUCAGGUGCCGAGACCGUUGUAUGGGCAGGCAAGAUGCAUGCAAUACUGUGGCUGUUGCUUACCGCUGCGGCGGUAUGCGGUAACGAAACACAAGAAAGGCGCUCCAAACUACCGUACAUCGCUGAUGCUCUGGGAAAUACUCUACCACCGCCUUCAAAUUUACCAGCAACAGUUGGAAGUCCAGUUAAUUUGUUAACACCUGAUAGAUAUGAAUUCUAUACUUUUGAUGAAUCAGGAGAAUUGGUUAAAAGACUCAUGACCUUGGAAGAAAUUCAAGCUAUUGUUGCAGCUGGAGAAGAUACGGAAGGUUUGGUUACCUUUGCGAACGAAAAUCAACCAACGAUAGCUUUUAAUUUCAGUCAGCCACCCUAUACAAAGGUACACAGUGUGGUAACUAAUGUUCAAAAUGUUUUAAAGGCCCAAAUGGAAGCGCAUAAGAAUAAACCGAUCAUGCGUCCCACUUUAGAUACUCCUGAUGUCUCCGACUCGUGGAGUUUAAUUUUACCCUCAAUUUUUGGGAACACUGGUCUUGAUAUAACACCGGAUAAGACGACUGGAUCAUAUAUUACUCCAGAAACUGACACCAUAGAAUUAGACCCCCAAUUUUACGAUGACGAAUCUCUAAGCAAAGAAGGAAAUGGUCAAAUAAUUGUAAGUUCCACGGAAGCAGCAGUUGAAAAUGAGUUGCACAUUACAACAAGCACUACGAAAACAAAGUUGACCCAAAAAACGACAGCGUCUACAACGACUUCUAGGUCUCCUUCAACGACACGUAUUCCAACUACAAAAAAUAGUUUCUCAACUACUAUCAAGCCAACGACCACAACAACUCGCAAGCCAAUAUCAACUACCAAUACUACAACAACAAUUAAGCCAAGACCAACUACGACUACGACAACUGUCAAGUUAACACCUACAACUUCGGCUACAACUUCAGUAAAGCCUAAGCCUAUUACCACCACUACAACAACGGUUAGGCCAAAAUCUACAAGCACCACUACAACAACUGUCAAGCCAAGACCUACUAUUACAACAACUGUCAAGCCAAGACCCACUACUACAACAACUGUCAAGCCUAGACCCACAACAUCCACCACAACAACGACAGUCAAGCCUACUACAAAGCCGGCUUUAAUAUUAUCAAGUACAACCGUAACACCAAUCUCAACAACCGUUAAAGAGAUAACAUCGCCUAGUACAGAUAAAACUACAGAAAAGGUGACAGUUGCUACUGAUCGAUUACAAAUCGAUUCUCAUUAUGAACAAAUAACUGAUAGAGGUGAUAUCCAAUACGAAAAAGUUAGUACGUUUAUACCUGUAUCAACUUUUACCUAUUUACCAGAGCGCACAACAAAGUUGCCUAUGCACGCAACAAAAGAGGACACAGCGCAAUGGAACGGUGAUCUCAAGAAUACUUUUACAUCUGUUUCAAAAUCUCCACCGACCACCACAUCGACUUUCGAUAGUAUGUCGUCAGUAAACGGCCAAGAUUUAGAAAAAAAUAACUCAACGACUAUAACUACUCAGUCUAUUUCUCCAUCAACUUCUGUAACAUACACGCAAAGCACUUCUACUGAACAGUCAAUAAUACAAAAUUACGUGCAACAAAACCAUGCAAACGUAAACGCACAAGAGAGUACUACUACCGUUAAAGGCGAACCAAUGGGUUCUAUGUUUGAUGUAGCACAAAGUAUGAUUCAAAUAGCUUCUGAUCUUGGCGGCGCACAUAGACCUACGUCGUCUUCAAAUGAUUUGAUGGAAAGCACAUUGAGUAACGGAGUGAAAUUAGAGAGUAAAGAAAAUUUAGAUAUAGACAUUCCCUCUGAAGUUGAAAAUACUAGCAAAGUUAAAAUAGAUUUAAACAAUAAUACUGAUAAUUAUAUUAAAAUUUCAACUCUAGACCCGCAUGAUAAAAGGGAAAACACAACGACAGACGUCACCUCUAAUGAUAAACACACACAAACAACAAGUUCUCCUUUACAUGCUUCAAUGACCACUUUGGAUCCUGUUUUGUCAGAGUCAAUGGGUGAUUUAUUGUCCCAAGUAGUCAACGAAGGGCCGGAUAAUAAAUUUGAUGGUGAAAAUUUGUCAGAAAAUGACGAGAAAAUCUCCGUAACUGAAAUACCUACUGUAGUAACAACCGAGUACAAGGAAAAUACUGAAUCAACAACAGAGGUUAAUGUUAACGAUAGUAAUAUUCUUAUAUCAUCUGAUGCACCUUUUGGUUCAAUCUUGAAUAUUAUUAAAAAUGAAAGUAAAAUAAAUGAAACACCAAUUGAAAAUAGUGAAAUAACCGAAAAUAAGCAGAACUUCGAAAAGGUUUCUACAAUAAACUCAGCUUUGUCCGAAGAUAAGUCUACUUUAACAAUUUCCGUGUCAGAUAUUAAUUCCAACAUAAAGAACGACACAUUUCAAUUGAGUAGUGAAGAUAAAAAUGGACCUCAGUUAAAUAAAAAUGAUACUAAAUCGGUAAACUCUACGUUGCCUUCGUAUAAAUCUGAAACAGAAGAAUCUCCUGAAGACAAAAAUAAUAAUUUCCAUGUUUCAGACAAAAACAGUUUUGAUUCUAGCAAAGUAGAAGAAAAAGAAUUUAUUGGAAUAAAACAAAACGAGAAAGUUUCUGGCACAAAAAAUCCGCCUAAAACCGAAGAUUUUAAAAAUAAAAUUCAAAAAGUUAAUAUAGAUGAUAAAGAGCUAGGCAGUGAUCGGAACAAUUCAUGGAAAUUAAUACCCACCGUAUCUCCAACAAAUAUCCAUGAUAUGAAAAAAAAUCCUAAGGAUAAACCUAAAACAGACAUUUACAACUUACCAGAUAGUAAUAGUGAUAAAAAUAUUAUAUUAGACUUCUCGAAAGAAAAUCAAGGCUUAGAACUAACUACUAAAGACCUAAAUGAAGAUAUUGCACAGUUUACUAACCUGUGUAAUGAACUAGCUUUCAGAUAUUGGAACGAUUUGGUAGAGACUAUGGAUACAAAGAGGAGCUUUGUAUUUUCUCCUUAUGCCGUCACUUCUAUGUUGGCUAUGAUGUUUAUGGGUGCGAGAGGCGCGACUUCAGGAGAAAUGAAUGAAAUAUUGAAGCUCGAUGAUAUGGUGACAUUUAAUCCACACUUUACAUUAAAAAAUAUAUCUGAUUCGAUAGAAAUGACACCUGCCUCUGGAGUGGCUGUUUCAGCGUUCAUAAGAGAACUGUAUAGUGAUAGAAAUAAAGGUAAAAUUUUAACGUUUUAUAAAGAAAGAGUUCAACAUUUCUAUAAUGGUCAUGUUGAGGAGGUUAACUUUAAAUUGAUCAGUGAUAUAAUACGUAGAAGAACAAAUUUACUGGUGAAGAGAUAUACGUGGGGUAAAAUAGUGGAAUUUAUGAAAACCAACACUAUUGUCAUGCAACCUCCAUUGGCGGCUUUCUCGGCAAAUAUUUUCCAAACUGACUGUUUUGGAACUUCCGUCGAUGGAAGAGAUGGAGAAUUGUACUUCGUAGUAUCGCCGAACGUGCGGCAACGAAGACUUGUUCCUGUACCAGCUGUCGUAUACAAAAACAACUUUUUGGCUGGCUAUGACCCAACUCUGGAUGCUACGGCUGCCGCUUUAGGAAAUAUAAAUUCAAUCGUCAGUACGAUAUUUGUAAUGCCUGGCCAACAAGGCAAUAUCGUACACGCAGAAGACCUGGAAGAAUUAGAGAAACGUUUACUGGGCUCUGAUUCCACUACUGAUGCUUGGGAUCGCUUAUUACGUACCCUUCUACCACGAGUCGGUCUUGAACUCCAGAUUCCUAGAUUUUCUCAUAAAUCUACAUUUAAUAUUACAUCUACCCUUCAAAGAAUGGGACUCAAGGAUUUGUUUGAUGCCGAACACGCUGAUUUAGGUGGACUAAACGGACCGUCGAAGGAUUUAUAUUUAUCGGACAUGAUACAAUCUAACACGUUUGUUACUUGUGGAGAAAAUGUAGUUGGUGAACAGCAUCACAUAGAGCAAUAUCCAGAAUUACAAAAACGUCGGUCAGCGAGAUGGGUGCACGGCUGGGAUGAACCAAGAGAUUAUCAACGAGCUUUCCACGACCCUCAUGAUGUUGGUGAAGCGAUGCAUUUGCCGUUACAUUUGCGACCAAGACAGGCGCGUCUGCCAGCGAGGAACGCUCAACCGGCGAGAUUAAAGUUUGACAGACCAUUUUUGUUCUUCGUCAGACAUAAUCCUACAGGCAUGAUACUUUAUGUAGGUCGAUACAAUCCGAGGCUGUUGCCAUGAAGAGUUUAAUUAAAGACUGCUAGUGUAGUGUAGUUAAUAAUAUUCCUUUAAGGAAAGUGAUAAGGUUUCAUGCUGACGCGUGUGAUAUACGAAAGAAGUUAUUCGAUGAGCAUUUACGUGACAGUAUUAAUUAUUAGUGUCUUUGUAUGCAGUAAAAUUGUAUAUCCAUGCAUAUACUAACUCAUGAGAGGAUGCUAUGAAUAAUAAAAUAAAAUAAUAUUAAUUUUAGAAUAGUUAAUUAUCAUAAAGAACCGUGUCAUCUCACUAUCAUAAUGUUGUCAUUAUACAUUUCAUUUUAAAUAA
Molecule: messenger RNA, 4684 nt
Organism: Papilio xuthus (Asian swallowtail)
Lineage: Eukaryota; Metazoa; Arthropoda; Insecta; Lepidoptera; Papilionidae
Product: serine-rich adhesin for platelets
Exons: 4
Coding region: 113-4381 (1422 amino acids)
Molecular function (GO): serine-type endopeptidase inhibitor activity
Source: RefSeq, a predicted model, not a curated record